AUGGAGCACGGCUUCUCUUGUCCCCAAGGCGGUCACUUUUACGCUGUUGUACCAUUAAUCCCUGUGACGGAAGCGGAAUAUGCCCGAAAACAAACCUCACCCAAGCAAGCUUCGCUGCGGAUUUAUUCGAAAAUAUACCGUUUUAAAACUGUUCGGAUCAGAAAGGCGUCGAUUAACCCAUAUUUAUUUGGAGCUUGUGCCGCCAGCGACUUUAUCCCUGCACGCCUCAGCGAUAAUAGGACCAGGGCUUCCGUAUUCCUUAGCGCCAUUACAAAUAUUACACUUUUAGCUAUAGCCUUACCCAGUAAUUUACCAGUAGUCUCUGUCGAAUCCAUUCCUGCUUACAGUAUCCAGCCCGCUGUAAUUGCCGCUAUAAUCGUUAGUGCAAUCGCCCUGAUCGAGUUGUCGAACUUCCCCCUAAUAACCACUAUACCGGAAACCAGUGGGCAUAUUCGAACCAACGAAGCCAAUUUGAUUAGCAAUAACGCCCAGCUAGUUGGAAGCUAUACCGACCAGGUGUAAAAAUUCCUUAAGGAUAAGGGCCUGUAAGACUUUUCGUAUGUUCAGGAUCAUUAGUAUUGUUCCCAAACUUAUUUUGGCUGGACGGAUUUCCGAUAGGGGCAGAAUAAUUGUAUCGCGGGUAGGCGCAGGAAUUAUUUUGGGGUUUUCCAAGGCAGAAAGCCAAUUUUGAAAUCCAUAUAUGUUACGAGAGGCGCCAAAGCAGC
Messenger RNA from Pyricularia grisea, 725 nucleotides. RefSeq lists its product as uncharacterized. The coding region runs from base 1 to 522 and encodes 173 amino acids. The record is from RefSeq and is a predicted model, not a curated record. The transcript is spliced from 4 exons. Lineage: Eukaryota; Fungi; Ascomycota; Sordariomycetes; Magnaporthales; Pyriculariaceae.